Molecule: messenger RNA, 1815 nt
Organism: Maniola jurtina (meadow brown)
Lineage: Eukaryota; Metazoa; Arthropoda; Insecta; Lepidoptera; Nymphalidae
Gene: RhoGAP68F
Product: rho GTPase-activating protein 8-like
Exons: 9
Coding region: 105-1568 (487 amino acids)
Biological process (GO): negative regulation of endocytic recycling; small GTPase-mediated signal transduction
Cellular component (GO): cytoplasm
Molecular function (GO): GTPase activator activity
Source: RefSeq, a predicted model, not a curated record
CUGUGCUGUUAUUUAGGUAGAACUUAGAAGAAAACCACUGAACAUUGAAAGUAGAAAACUGAAAACUAUUUUGAAGAUCAAUUUCCAGCGCUUACGUUUCACAAAUGGAACGAGAAUAUCAGCCUAAGCCGGGUCCUUUAAGGGCUUUUCGACUUUUCCACGGAAGUAGUGCAGAGGCUGAGGAAGCAAACACAAGCCUCUCGGAAUAUCACGAUUAUGAACCCAGAUUAGAGUUCGAUGAUUCAGAGCUGAUGGCUGCUCCUACUUUUCUAUGUCCAGAGGAUGAUGCGCUUAAACGAUCUGUUAGUGAUGGUACUAUUGAAGAGAACUUUGAGGAUGCUCUCGCUGGAGCACCAGAAGUGUAUGCAGAGAUUUCAGACUCACUGACUUAUGAUAACUUUGCUGAACUUGCUGGCACGGGCUGCGUGGAAGUUGUAGGCGACGAUGAGAUUGGUCGCCGCAUAAUCAUAAUAUCAGCUUGUUACUUGCCACCCAGUAAAGACCUGCACCCGGACAGAUUCUUAAGAUAUCUCAUGUUUACUCUGGACACAUUUGUUGAACAAGACUAUAGUGUAGUUUAUUUCCAUUAUGGUUUAACUAGUAAAAACAAGCCGCCUUUAUCUUGGCUGUGGAAGGCUUACAAAGCCUUCGAUAGAAAAUAUAAAAAGAAUCUCAAGGCACUCUACUUAGUGCACCCUACGAACUUGAUACGAAUUGUAUGGCAAAUGUUAAGACCUGCUAUAAGUGUUAAAUUUGGAAAGAAAGUCAUGUAUGUGAAUUAUUUGCAUGAACUGCAACAACAUUUGGAUCUUGACAAACUAUUCAUUCCUGAAGAAGUGUCCGAGUACGAUAAGCGCCUGUUAUCUAAAAACCCAAGAGCCACUAAUAUAGCCCGGCAGAUGGCGGAACUUUCAGUUAAAUCACCAGAUCAAAACGACGCACAAGUCGCUCGGAAGCCAAGUCUCGCUCCGCCUUCGACACAACAGUUCGGUGUUUCGUUACAGUUCAUCAAAGCGAAUAAUUCUAACAUGAUAGACUCUAUACCGCCUGUGGUCAGGCAAUGCGUUGAGUUUCUGUCGCGGCCUGAGGCGCUCGAAACAGAAGGAUUAUUCCGGAGAUCGGCAAAGAUUUCGGUGAUCAAGGAACUGCAGAGGGCAUGCAACAGAGGCGAGCCUAUAUCGUUCAGAGAUGACCCCCACAAUGCUGCUGUGCUUUUGAAGACCUUCCUUAGGGAUUUGGAGGAGCCAUUAUUGACUUCCGACAUUUACGAAGAUAUAUUGCAGUUUCAUACUUGGGCGAACGAGGAGAAGACGCGACAAGUGAAAUUGAUUAUUUUGGAAAGGCUGCCACUUGAUAACUAUAAACUGCUGAAAUACAUUUUUCAAUUCCUAUGGCAGGUUCAAGACAGAAGCUGUAUCAACAAAAUGACGGUUGGCAACUUGGCAGUCGUUUUCGGCCCCAACCUGUCCUGGCCACCCAACGGUCAAAUGUCUCUGCAGGCGAUUGCACCGAUCAAUGCUUUUACAGAGUAUCUCCUUCAAAACCAGAAAUCCAUAUUCUUCAUAUAAAUACAAUUACUAUUAAAAAUGGAUUUAUAAAGGUCAUCGCAUAUCAAUAAACAACUAGCAGGUAAAGCGAGAUCCGCAAGUGGUGCCCGUAAUGCAUUUUUCUGUAGUGUUAAAAAGCGCGUGGCAGAUCGAAGAAAUGCUCAAGAUGUCAGCAGAAGUUCAAUCUCUUAUCAAACGUUUAGCGAGCUUUAACGUCGCGGUCGAUGUUGUGAAUGUCACUCGCGCAUAUAAAAUACUAGCCGAUGCC